Platichthys flesus (European flounder) is the source of this 711-nucleotide messenger RNA. Its product is annotated as MIT domain-containing protein 1-like. The record is from RefSeq and is a predicted model, not a curated record. Gene Ontology annotation, biological process: midbody abscission. NCBI's taxonomy places the organism in Eukaryota, Metazoa, Chordata, Actinopteri, Pleuronectiformes, Pleuronectidae. Gene Ontology annotation, cellular component: midbody.
CAUAUCAAGCCAUACAUCAGCAGCUCACUGACGGAGGUCUGGGUGGAGGACCCAUACAUAAGACACACCCACCAGCUCUACAGCUUUGUUCGGUUCUGCGAGAUGCUGCUCAAAGCGCUAUGCAAGGUGAAGAGCAUCCAUCUCCUCACCUCACUGGAUGAACAGGACAGCAGCCAACAGACAAGAGCUUUGGCUGAGCUCAAAGAGAGUCUCAGCGCUCACGGGAUGGAUCUGGAUGUGCAGUACUCCUCCACCAUCCACGACAGGGAGAUCAGGUUUGACAAUGGUUGGAUCAUAAAGAUAGGAAGAGGAUUGGAUUACUUCAAGAGACCUCAGGGCCGCUUCUCUGUUGGAUAUUUUGACUAUGACCUCAGACAGUGCCAUGAGACCACUGUCGCUUUUCACACUGAACACACUAAAACACCAUGAUAUUCCUCAAGCUGGACUUUCUGUUAUUCUAUCUCAAGGGACUUCAUCCAUUUUCCUGCCUUUAAUACACACACAUACUCAUCGGCUUAACUGAUGGAUAUAUGCCUUCAUGUAAACUAUAGUGAUCAGCAUCAUAUUACAUUAUGCAUCUCGGCGCUGAUAAAUAUUAACUAUCGACUAACUAUGUGAUGGAAUAUUUUAUAUUACUUCUCUGGAUUCAUCUUAAUCACUUUUCAGGCGUGUUUUUGAGGGUGUCAUACCGCCACCUAGUGGAAAUGUUUC